AUGGUUCGCGUUGCUCUUCUGUGUUUUACCGUGUUUGUUGUGCUGUGCAACAUAGAGGCAAGAAAACCUAUUGUAUGCUACUACGCCUCCUGGGCCACGUACCGUUCGACAAGAGGGCAGUUCAAUGUGGAACACAUUGAUCCAUUCCUUUGCACCCAUCUCAUGUACGCGUUCUUUGGUGUCGACGGUACCGGUGCGGUAAGAGUGCUGGAUCCCUGGCUAGACCUGGAGGAUGGCGGUGGCCGUGGUAACAUUCGUCGCUUCAACGAACUGCGGCAGCUCAACCCGCAACUCAAAACAUUAGCCGCCAUCGGUGGAGCAUCUGUCGAUUCGGCGCUGUUUUCGCACAUUGCAGCGAGUGGCGCAUUGCGCGCUGCUUUCGCACGUAGCGCACGCGAUUUUUGUCUCACCCACGGAUUCGACGGUGUGGAUGUAGGUUGGGAGUUCCCGGGCAUGCAUGACGGCGAUACGGCUAACGAUAAGCAGAAUUUUGUGCUCAUGUUAUCAGAGCUGGCCGUUGAGCUUCGGUCUCAUGGGUUGCUGGUAACGGCGGCACUCGCUGCCAGUGAAACAAUUGCCUCCAUUGCGUACGACAUUGCCGGUAUUGUUCCACAUUUGGAUUUUAUCAAUCUGAUGGCUUACGAUUACAGCGGAGCAUGGAACGAAUUUACCGGCCACAAUGCACCGCUGUUCGCUGGACCCUCGGAUCAGAACGAUUAUCAACGGAUGCUCAACGUGGAUCAUAGCGUCAACUAUUGGCUAAGUCAGGGUGCGCCUCAUUCAGCGCUAGUACUGGGAGUUCCCGCAUACGGACGAUCCUUCACGCUGUCGAACGCGGCUUCCAAUGGAUUGCGGGCACCAGCGGAUGGGGCCGGAAUGCCGGGCCCGUACACGGACCAGCCCGGUUUCAUGGCAUACCACGAGGCGUGUGGCCACUUUCUACCUGGAUCCAGCUGGCAGCGUGUGUGGGAAGAAACACAACGGGUCCCGUACGGAUUUUUCGACCAUCAGUGGAUUGGAUACGACGACAGGGCAAGCAUUCUGGAGAAGUGUAACUACGUCAAUAGUCGCAACCUUGCCGGUAUGAUGAUGUGGUCAAUCGAUAUGGAUGAUUUUCAUGGAUACUGUGGCACUAACUUUAAUUUACUCCGAACUAUCAACGAGUGUCUAAUGUGA
Messenger RNA from Anopheles moucheti, 1176 nucleotides. RefSeq names its product chitinase-3-like protein 1. The record is from RefSeq and is a predicted model, not a curated record. The transcript is spliced from 2 exons. Gene Ontology annotation, biological process: carbohydrate metabolic process; chitin catabolic process. Bases 1 to 1176 code for a protein of 391 amino acids. Gene Ontology annotation, molecular function: chitin binding; chitinase activity. NCBI's taxonomy places the organism in Eukaryota, Metazoa, Arthropoda, Insecta, Diptera, Culicidae. Gene Ontology annotation, cellular component: extracellular region.